Lichtheimia ornata is the source of this 411-nucleotide messenger RNA. RefSeq lists its product as uncharacterized. Lineage: Eukaryota; Fungi; Mucoromycota; Mucoromycetes; Mucorales; Lichtheimiaceae. The transcript has a single exon. Bases 1 to 411 code for a protein of 136 amino acids. The record is from RefSeq and is a predicted model, not a curated record.
AUGGCAAUCUGGCUAUUUGAGAACCAACAUUUCCACGAAGCCUGGGUCCCUUUUGACCGCAACAAUCAAAGAAAACUCGAAUUCGUAUUCAUACACCAUGAUUCCCUUGUGCGGCAUCUGCUGGAAAAGACGCCUCUUGAAGAAUUAAUCCCUGACAACAACACCAUUGAUUUGGAUGAACAAGACCCGACAGCAAUAGACUUGGUGAAGCUCAAUAAGCCGGAUGAAGGUGGUGGUGGUGGCGAUGAAGAUGGAGAUGAUGGUCAUGCGCUUUCGAUCAUGCUUAAGGAUUCUCACUUUACGGAACCCAUUACGGUUUACCCACACAUGCUGCUCGGAUGUUUGACCGACCGGGACAUUUUGGUAGCAAGAACAGAGCAUCCGGAUGACAUUGACAAGAUUGUAAAAUAA